Conger conger (European conger) is the source of this 4006-nucleotide messenger RNA. It is a transcript of the gene eif4ebp2, whose product is annotated as eukaryotic translation initiation factor 4E binding protein 2. Bases 233 to 568 code for a protein of 111 amino acids. Gene Ontology annotation, cellular component: cytoplasm. NCBI's taxonomy places the organism in Eukaryota, Metazoa, Chordata, Actinopteri, Anguilliformes, Congridae. Gene Ontology annotation, molecular function: eukaryotic initiation factor 4E binding. The transcript has 3 exons. Gene Ontology annotation, biological process: negative regulation of translational initiation. The record is from RefSeq and is a predicted model, not a curated record.
GCCGAAUCUCUGGACUGGAGUGACGUUUCGUGCGUUGACGUCAUUUCCUCUGUGGUUGUGUUGUGCGUCCUGUCUGGUGGAGGGAGGGGACCGUGCGGACGGCUGGGAGGACAAGCGGAGAGAGAAGAAAGCACAGGGGUGCAGAAAUAAGAAAGAGGGACAAGGCCCGGGUUUCCAUCUGUCCUCGGGAUAUAUAUUAGGUUGAAUUUGAUUGAUAACUGCAUCGUGUGAAAUGUCGAACAGUCGUCAGCUCAGUGAAAGCCGGGCCAUCCCGACCAGGACGGUGCUGAUCAACGACACAACGCAGCUACCUCACGAUUACUGUACCACCCCCGGAGGCACUUUAUUCUCAACCACUCCCGGAGGGACCCGGAUCAUCUACGACCGCAAGUUCCUGCUGGACCGACGCAACUCCCCCAUCGCCCAGACCCCCCCGGCCCACCUGCCCGUCAUCCCCGGGGUGACCAGCCAGAACACCGCCAUGGAGAAGAGGAAGAACGAAGCCAACAAGAUGAACAACCACGACGGCAAGCACGGUGAGGACGCACAGUUCGAGAUGGACAUCUAGCGCAGAAGAUGGUCGGCAGAGGCGUCUGAUUGGCCCGGUACCUGUGUGGCAGUGGCUUGGCUUAUAGAAUCUCCUGCAGGCCCCUCCCCCUCUCGCUCUGUCUGUAGCAGCUGGGUUUAUAGGGAACCACCCACUUAAAGGGACACACUCACAUAGGCCCAACACAGCGCUGAAAACCUAAAAAAAAAACAAAAAAAACAACUCAAACCUGAUCUGACGCUCAUUUGAUUUCCUCUGUCAGUUACUGUAUCCCCCCCCUCAGUGAAACAUAUUUUGUCUGUUUGGGACACAAUCCUUUUCUAAAAUUACGGCAGUUUAACAAAAAUUAGUAAUGGGGAUUAAAGCAACAAGAAAGAGAGGGUUAGUGUAUUUCUGGUUGCCAGUUAGUGCCAGAGAGCUGCACUUUGAUAAGAAUUGAUAUGUCGGCCCAAGAAGUUUGUGAUUUGGAAGCCAGCUGUGACUGAAACCCAUUGCUUGUUUGAAUCUCAGUGUUUGUGUUUAGCGCACAUGCUUUUACUUGAAUUGCCGAGUUUGCUUGUCCACGUUAAAAGGAAUACGUUUCUGGUAGCACAGAUAAUCCAAUUCAGUUUAACCAUGAAAUACUGUCUCUUCUCCUUUUGGAGACCACAAGGUGUCAGGCAAUGUUGACAGUGAAAACCCUGUUUCAUGAACCCACUUUUAUUUUGGCAAUGGAACAAGGAAUGAAGUUGUAAUUCCCAGCCUAUGAUUUCUCAGUCACAAGCUAGAUGCAACAUUUUGUUUCUUUUUGUUUUUGAAAAGUAAAAGAUCACACUUUAGUGUACUUUGUAGUUCUGUUGGCAUGUUGGCUGGGUCGUGUUACUGGUGGCAGUUUGUUAUGGACCCAGUUGUUCUGUCAUCAUCAGUGAUGGCUUCCAAAUACAACUGGAGAACAGGAAACUGCAUCUGUGUGUGAUGUCAAUGCCCAAACAAGAGUUAUGGACCAAUGUCUCUGUUCAUUACGGAUGAUGGCUUUUUGCCCAACAAUCAUUUUGACAAUAAUAAUUUUGGCAUAAUUUACAGACCUAUUAUGUGGACGAAUACUAAAAUAUUUUAUGAAUUCAAUAUUUUUAAUGACCAUUUUCCCCAAUCCAGCAUUAGGCAGAGGUUUUCUAUGUUGUUUGCAAAAAUGCUCAACACCACCUCACGCAGGGAGAAGUGAAAUGAUGAUGUGAUGAAUUAUUUGUAUUUUGUAUUAUUUGUUUUUUGAAGAAGGUGGUUUGGCGCUAAAGAAUGUGAUGAAACUGUUUGACUUGACGUGCAAAUGAACGUGAAAGAAGCAGAAAACCUGGCCUAAAAUCACACUUCCAGGGACACGUAGAGCAAGCAACGGUUUUGUGAACCUUUAUUAAUGUUGAUUUACGCAAGGCACUGCAGCUUUUCUGCACUUUUGUUAUUUGUAUUAAUCGGUGGGUAGGGAAGCACUGAAAUGUCAGGUUGUUCAUAUUGGGAUUUUCCUUUUAUUUUAUUUUUUCAAAGAACGUGACAAAAUUGUCAACCAAUAUUCCUUUACAGGACAGCCAUUCCAAAUGUACAAAACAUUGGCCUAAUAUCCAACCUGAUUAUUUUUGUUUAAAUGAAAAAUGAUUGAAAACUUGAAUUUUUUCCACAUCUCUUUCUAUGCAUUCUAUAGUUUUUUUUAGUCUUUCACGCUCCACAUUUAUUCUCUCAAGCAUCGAGGCCAGACGCCAGGAACAAAAACAACACUGAAAAAAUACUGAAAAUACUGGCAGCAUUUAUCAGUAGGAAAUUUCUGAGACUGAACACUUGCAUGAAAGCUUGUGUCAUAUUUGGCAUCCAAGAUCCCACCAUGUAAAAUUGUGUCUCUGACAUAUGUCCAUAAAAACAUUUUCAUUCAAAUAUUAUUUAAUCAUAAUCUAUAAUUCAUGGAGAAUAACCUGAAGUUUUAUUUACAUUUAUGAACUGAAAUUGGCCCACAUUUUAAGAAUAAUAUAAGAACUAUUUUUGUUUAAAUGUUGUGCAGUCAUAAGCCAGUUUGAGUUGUGAGUUCAGAGCCUUUUAUUGGGGAACCUGGACUCCAGAGAGUUAUGACCUUCGUUGAGAACUACAUACCACUUCCCAAAAUAAGAGGGGUUAUGGUUUGAUUAGAUUAAUUUCCUUCUGUUUUUUGGGGGGAGUUUUUUUUCUCUAACUUCCCUUUGAGGUAAAUGAGUCCUAGGUAUAAAAUUUAUAGUGGCUAGCCACAUGGCCACAUGGUUACAAGUAACAAUUAAAGUUUCAAAUGCAUUUUUACAAAGCAUUCUUGCCACCAUGCUUCUACAGAGAGGCCUUUUUCCGCUUUGUUUCUGUGUAACCAGCAAUCUGUAGUGCUAAAAAUAGAGCAUGUGGAAAAAAACUCAAACGCUGAAGACCUUUCAAGAUUUCCUGGCUGUAAGUAGCAUGUACAGAUGGCGUUUUCGUAAAAAUGUGGGGUUUUUUUGUUUUGUAUUUUUUCGCUUGAGGUAGCACUACCCUUCCAUGGUCCUUCAGUAGAGACAGUCAGAGGCACAUUAACGCACAAUUUAGGGGCAUAUUCAACUAUAUUUAGGAGCAAUAUUGAAGCGUAUUCUGUAUCAAUGACUACACAUUCUGGAUCUGGAGCAUCAUAUGAAAACAUAAGCUGCACACCAGGUUUUUUUUCCAUGGACAUCAGCUCCUGAUAUGCUUGACGUGCAACCGAACAGGAGCACUCCCCAUGUGAAAUCCUCAUUGGGCCUUACUGUAGUUUAACCUGUUCACUCACCAGUCAGUGUGCCUAAGCCUUCAUCUUUCCACCGUUAGCCGCUAAGUCCUUCAUCCUUCUCGCGGUUUCAUCUUCUGUUGAGCCUGAGAUGAACGUUAGAGCUUUUGAGUGUUAAUCAUCGGAGUGAAUUCAUAUAUUACAACAAAACUCUCAUUGUUUAUUUUUUUUCUGCUACUGAAACCAGUUCUCAGUUUGACUGUGUAUGGUUGUAAUCAUUGCUAUUACUUGGGUGCAACUGCUCGUUCGAUUGGAAACCGUUAUUUUAAGGGUUGCCGAUUUUUGUUUUCCUGUUAUCACUCGAGGUUGACAAGCACCUUAUUGACGAAGCUUCAGUAUGCAUUUGAUACUGAAAAUGUCCACUUUGGCAUAAUAUUAUCCCUUUCAGAAUGGAAUUAGAUUUUUGGAUUAAUAGGUUUUUUCCCGAGGCACUUCCAGUGUUGCUGUGGAAACCAGCUCCUGACCUUUCUGCACGCUGGGUUUCUGAAAUUAUUGGAAACAUAAUAUCAUCUGAUUUUAUUUUAAAUUUUUGUUCUGAGUAAAAAAAAAAAAGAAGAAAUCAAUAAAAAGCCUUGUAACUAAACUGUGUAUGCCAAGAGAAUGCCAAUGCCAGUGCGCACUGUUACAACAAGAUCAGUGAAAUUCCUUAAUAAAAAAAAUAAAAAAGGAUGUUACAACUA